AUGAAAGCCGUUCUGUUAUUCCUCUCGAUCUCGUGUCUGGCCGUGAGCCUGGCGACCCCGCUGGAGAAGCUGGAUAAGAUCAGCGUGCUCGAGAAACAAUCCGUGACGCUAACGGACCGAGCCAAGUACGAAGAGGAAUUGCUUCGUAAACUGAACUCGAAGUGCUCGCAGAAUGACAUCAGUAGCUGUGUGAUGCUCAAGCUGGUCACUUACAUGAACAAGCUACUGAAGAAGGCGUCGAUCGAGCUGACAGACGACAUCGAGAUCAGAAAAACUAGCCAAGCAUCGGAGGAGGUGAUCACGUUCGAAGCUGGUAGGAGUAAAGACGACGAGUCGGAGGUCCUCGACCUUGUCGCGAACAAGGUGUACGCGUUUAUCAAGUCCAGAAGCAUCAAGUGGAGGAUUCUUCCUGAGGACGACGUUGUAGUUUCUGCAUCCGAGGAUGAAAAUGGAUCGUUGAACCUUGGAUUGUCCAUUGAGAGGGCGGACAAUGUUCCCGUGCAGGAUGGUCGUGGCAAGAAGAACAAUAACCUUGGCCCGUUGAUCGCCGCGGCUGUAUUGAAGAUCGGUCUGAUAGGCGGUCUAGCGUUCAAGGCGCUCGCGUUGCUCGUUGGCAAAGCCCUACUUCUCUCCAAGAUCGCCCUCCUUCUAGCCGGUAUAAUAGGUCUGAAGAAGCUGUUCUCCGGCCAGAAGCACGUCACCUACGAAGUGGUAGCUCAUCCUCAUCACAGCAGCAGUCACACGUUCAGCUCCGAUCAUGGUCACGGCGACAGUUACUCCAGUGGUUGGGCAAGAAGCUUCCACGGUCCGGGAACUAUUUCCGACCAGAGUGGCGCCCACGAUUUAGCCUACUCGGCUCACGUGAAGUGA
Messenger RNA from Habropoda laboriosa, 870 nucleotides. RefSeq lists its product as uncharacterized. The record is from RefSeq and is a predicted model, not a curated record. NCBI's taxonomy places the organism in Eukaryota, Metazoa, Arthropoda, Insecta, Hymenoptera, Apidae. The transcript has 2 exons. The coding region runs from base 1 to 870 and encodes 289 amino acids.